GCCUGCUGUUACCUGGUGCAGGUGAGAACCGGCUGAGGCACAAACAACAGAGCAGAGGAGCUGAACAGGGAGGGCGACGGAGCGAACAUGACCAGCCUCUUCUCCAGCCGGGACGUCCAGGUGAAGAACAUGGAGCAGACGGUGAGACACGCCGAGAGGCACCUGGGGGAGAUCUGCUUCCUGCUGGGCUCCUACACCAGGAAGACGGCCAAGCUCCGGGACAAGGCCGACCUGCUGGUGGCCCGGCUCCUGGACUUCUCCGGCACCGAGGGGCCCGAGCUCCAGGUCGGCCUGAGGAACCUGGCAGAGGACCUGGCCAUGGUGCAGGACUACAGGCAGGCUCAGGUCGAGAGACUGGACACACGAGUUGUUGCUCCUCUAAAAGCCUACGGAGACAUAGUGAAGAAUAAAAGGGCCGACCUGAAGAAGUUCAGCGCCGACAUGAACAGGGAGCUGAAGGAGCUGCAGAAGCUGGAGAAGCUCCGCCUGAAGAGCCCAGCAGACCGACAGAGCAUCUCACAGGCGGAAGUGAACGCUCAGAGGGCGUCGAACAACGCCCAGCGCAGCAUCCGAGAGGUGGAGGAGGCCAUCACCACCUUCCAGAGACAGAAACUGGAGGAUAUCAAAACAAUUUUCUCAGACUUCAUCACAGUGGAGAUGCUCUUCCACGCCAAAGCACUGGAGGUGUACACGCACUCGCACCACAACCUGGAGGCCAUGAACAUUCAGAAGGACCUGGAGCUGUUCAGUGGACGCCUCCAAAUGUCUGAUUCCCUGACCGGACACCUGGACACGGGUGUGAGCAGCCGCUCGUCCCCCCUCAUGGGCCGCUACCCGAGCCCCUCGGCGGCCUCCCCCAAAGGGCAAAGCCUCAGGGCAACGCUGGCUGCCACCAUAGGCCACAACACCAGACAACAACACGGCCAGCUGGCAGAGAAAGCCAGGAGGUCUCGUAGCACGUUACAUCGCCAGAGAGGCAUGGAGGAGGAGGAGGAGGAGCUGGAGGACGAAGAAGAGGAUGAUGAUGAGGAAGAAGAAGAGGAAGAAGAGGAGGAGGUGUCAGAGGCCGAGGAGGCCCAGCACGUCAGCAGGCAGUCUUACGCUGUUCAAUACGCCCGGAUGCGCAGAUGGCAAAAGUAACAGCCUCUGCAUUAAGAAAAAUAUUAAAAAUAAUACACAUAGAUUUAACAAAUUGAUCACAGAGCUGCUUAAUAGACUGUUGUCUUAUUAUUAUUAAUGAUGUAAUGUAGUUCAUGUUUAUAGUAGUUAAUUGCUUUCUCAUCUUUUAAUCUCUGCUACUCAGUUUAGCAGAAACAAAAAAAACCAUUCCCAAAGUAAAGAUGGAUCUGCUUCGUCUGAUAAAUUAGUCUCGCAAAUUAAAGAUGUGAUGGAAAAAUGACAUUCUGCUGACAUUUGAAGUAAAUACAACUCAACAGGCAAGAUGUGUAAAGCAAAGCAUUUUUUGGACUGCGCAGCAUUGAUGCGAACACAGAGUCAUCGGAUGCGAAGCAACAGCAACUUUGUCUCUCAUAAUGUGCAUAGCGUGCCGAAAAUGUGGAUUUCUAUUAUUUGAAAUAAAAAGAUUGA
Messenger RNA from Scophthalmus maximus (turbot), 1587 nucleotides. RefSeq names its product CBY1-interacting BAR domain-containing protein 2-like. Gene Ontology annotation, biological process: cilium assembly. Gene Ontology annotation, cellular component: ciliary basal body; ciliary transition zone. The record is from RefSeq and is a predicted model, not a curated record. The coding region runs from base 88 to 1140 and encodes 350 amino acids. The transcript is spliced from 9 exons. NCBI's taxonomy places the organism in Eukaryota, Metazoa, Chordata, Actinopteri, Pleuronectiformes, Scophthalmidae.